Heterocephalus glaber (naked mole-rat) is the source of this 4329-nucleotide messenger RNA. The record is from RefSeq and is a predicted model, not a curated record. Lineage: Eukaryota; Metazoa; Chordata; Mammalia; Rodentia; Bathyergidae.
GGCGCGGCCGGCACCUCCGCGGGGCUCCUGACAGCGAGCUUUGCAGAAAGCGCCCCUAGCAGGCAAAGUCCGGGCGCGAGAAGUCCUCGCCAAACGCCAAGGUGCCGCGGCCCAGCCUGAGGGCGACCCCGCUGGCUGGUCUGCGCGGGGCCCUCUUUAUUCCGGGGCUUCCCUCCUGCCUUUCCAACCCCCAAUAUCUUGGGCCCCGGCGGUGGGCGAGGGGCGGGGCUCGGGAGCGGAAGGUGACCUUUCUCGUGCGGUCCUGGCCGCCGCGGGGUCUCAGGUCGCCCCGGGGUCUCAGGUCGCCCCGGGUUCCAGGCUGCUGCUGGUCUCCAGGCCGGACUCCUGGGGAUCCUCCCAGCCCCGGACUCCACGGAGACUCAGGAAACCCCAAAUUCCGGACUGGACCCCGAAGUCAGAGAGCGAAGGGCGAAGCCUCCCUUUUGCCUUCCCAGCAGCCCGGGAGACAGCGAGGCGCCGAGAACCCCAGCACCAGCCCUCGAUUUUAUGUAUUUAUGCAAAACUCUUGCGAGGCUUCCCCGCGACGCCCCCGUCUCCCAGGCCUCCGCCCGCGGAUCCUCGCUGUUUUCCCCGCAGUCCGCGGCCCCGAUCUGCACGGCUCGGAGGGGCCGGGGCGCCCCCCGGCUGGGGGCGGGGCGGGUGUCAGACCGGAGCUAGCGCCGGCGUUGGCGCCGCGGGCCCAGGCGCAGCGGGGCUGUGCGCCGCGAGUCCCUCAGACAGGUCUAAAGGUUAAUAGAGCAAUCGCAGGGCCCUAUUACCGCGUAAAAAUAACCCAUCGAUUACCGCAGCCUUCAGUCCCAGAUAACAAGUCGCCGGGUGGCUCUCACGCUUUCAGUUACAAGGUUUUUUGUUUUUUUUUAAGAGGCCGCUUUUCCCUCCCCACCCCAGGUUUCUCAAACCAGAUUAAAGGGAGUCGAGGAGGGUGGGUUACCACCCUGAAAGAAACCCGCCCGAGCCCAUGGGAGGCCGGGAUGCCAUCGCUUCCACGGUGGGAAAUGGGUCGUGGGCUCCCUGGCCGCGGGAGGGACCCCGGCACUGAGGACCAGGUUGGGACGCAGGCUGCCUGGAAGGAAACACCCCCCCCCCCCCGCACCGUGGGAUCGUGGCCAGCUCCCGGGAUUCUCAGGAAAAUCCCAGAGGAAGGACUGAGCGCGACUGCGCGGGGAAUUCUCUGCCCCGAAGCAGGGGUGUGGAGUCCAGAGCAGCCCGAGAAAGGAGAGGAAACUGAGGCCUCCGGGGCGCGGGGCUGCUGCAGUGGACGCACCGACGCUGGCCCCGGGACACUCCCGCAAGCUGGGUCCUCAGACCCCCAGCCAGCGCCCGUGUGGAGCUGGGCACCGGACCCGAGGCCUGGUAAUUUAGGGGGAGGCCGUCCUGGGGGCCCUGCGGCCACGCCGAGCAGAGAACGUGGUCCGCCUGCAGCGUUUGCGUGAGGCCCUCGUCCACGCUGGGAAGGGCAGGAGUGGUGCGAAGCCAAAGGCCUGUGGAAGGGGCCUUGGAGGGCUCUGUCGCAUUGAAGUUUGGGCCUGGGCGAAGGAGGCCUGCUCCAGCCUUCUCCGCAGGGACUUGGGGCUGCAGAUACCCGAGGUCCCAGCUCUGCCUUCCUGGAGCGUCCUUUAGAGGGCGAAAAGAGCCCAACCUGGGGACAAGGCAGCUAUGUUCUGAGGAACAAGCCAGGGACUUGGGCCUUCCUGCCAGGCGAAGAGGAAAGUCCUCCCCGAGGCCAAGGACACCGGCUGCCCCACGCAGGAGCCUCCCUGUAGUGCGGGUGGCCCGCAGCAAGCAACACCAUCCCCAGGGUCCCUGCGCGGCAGUCUCCUCCGCGCACGCGCACGAGUGGGGGGCGGUAACAGGCUUUCUCUGCGCGGCUGUUGUGGGACCCCUGUUGUGUGGCUUGUGAUUCCUGGAUUCCCGGGGCCAGGGCCCCACGUCAGGCCCCGGCUGAGGUCCUUUACCCUCGCUGUCCGUUUACAGUCUUCUCGUGGGCUGGAAGCUGAGAGCCCACGGCCCAGGAAGAUUCCUGCCUCUGAGCGCUCCCAAGGCCUCAGCUCAAGGACAGAUGGGGGUGGCUGGCCAAGUCUGCUCUUUGGGGGUGUUUUGGUUUCCCUCCCCGCCUCCCUCCCUCAGUCUUGGCCUCCCUGCUUCACUAGUCCCCUUCCUCCCUUGGGGGAGGCCGAGCCGGCGCGACCCCAGAGCGUUGCCAGGAGCGGAGAGCAUUUCAAGGCCUCGCAGGCUGGCGGGGCUGGAGGAGUUCUGGGCUGCCGGGUUCCCAGGCUUCGCCCUCGCCCCGGAGGCCGCUGGGGGUGGGGUGGGUGUCAGAGGUUCAGACUCGUGACUAUUUUAAGGAGGGCGUCCCUGGGCUGGCCUGGGGAAGGUGGCCCAGGCCCUCUGGCGUCCUCUUUCCGCUUUCCUUUCCCAUAGCCUUCGGGGAGAACUUAGCACCGUGGGCAUCAUCAAAGUAUUUUUUUCUUUGACUUCUUUUUAUUGAGUGCUGCGGUCUACCCAGGACCAGCAGUGACACUUGACCAUGAAUUAUUCAGAUGUUCUUUAAAACUCUAGAAAGAUCCUCCCAAGGACUCAAGAAUACAUCAAGCUUCCCUGUUCAUGAAGGCUCCGGAUGCAUGAGCCGGUCUGUACCCAAGCAGAGACAAACUUGUAGGCUAAAACUUUAAAUUCCUCAGAAAAAAUAAAUUAAAAAACAACGAAUGCCGAGCGACCUGGUGAGACCAUCAAGGGUCUCUCGGUGUCGGGGUCCCAGCGCGUUCAGGGCAGGACGAAGACGCGGCUGCUGCACACCUGCUGCAAUGUUGGGAGCCACAGUCUCGGGUUGGGGUGGGGCGGAGGCCCUGGCACCCAGCAGGAACAAACCUCCGUCCGCUAAUCCAGAAAAAAAUAAAAACCCCUGCCUCCCCCAACCAAGCUCUCCAGGCUUUUGAUGGGAAACAAGAAAAUCUGAGAGAAAGACUCAGAGGGAGCUACGGAAGUUAAGCCUAGCCCCGGGAAACGAGUUCCUCCUGGGUGUAGACACGCCUUUGCCGAGCUGUGCAGAGUGACCCGCACCACACGAACACGGCUGCAUCCCAGCCCCUCGGUCCUCAGUCCCCGGCUGGGCCCACGCGCGAGGGGUGUGGGUCCCCUCUACUACAGCCAGUGGCACCGUCAAGACCCCUGCACACGCCCUGGAGUUGGGGACAGCCAAGCACCAGGGACCAAGGUGCCAGCCACGCCAGACCCUGCUAAUGCAGAAAUGGAGAACGAAUCAAGCUGCAAAGCCAGCAUUGCCAGGCCAGAAGGAGGGCUAGAAAGUGUUGCCAUCCUCAUCUUUCGACCCAGAAAGCCCGGAGAGAGGUUAAGGCAGGAGCCCCUUGUGGCAGAGCUGGUGAGAGAAGGUCUCAAAUCCAGAUUCAUGAGUUGUAGUUCUUUUUCCAUUUUACUUUGUUCUGCCUUCAACUAGGAAAUACUUUCUGUAACCAUCAUUUUACUUUUUUAAAAAUCUCUGGAUUUCCUUUAGUGACCACAUUUGAAUUUCAAAAUUAAAAUCUAUUUAAAAUAAAACGGUUUGUGUCUCAUAAGCUACAAGAAAAGCAAAACACAGUUGUCUCAGAGCACAGGUUCGGGAAGGGUACAAUGGGGAGUGUGCUCUCCGGGACAGGGCGGGAAGCCCAGAACUGAAACCCGAGGCACCAGCGGGACUCCACUGCGGGCAGGUCUGAUUCCCAGCUCUGCAGGCAGGCGGGCGCUGUGGCCACUGCUGCCACUGUGUUUGGCUUCCUGCCCUCACGGUGACUCCUCUCCCGUCCUGGUCCGAGGUCUUGGGGAACAGCUGCAGAGGAAGCCACCAGCACCCACUGGCCCCAGCGUGCAAGCUCUGUAGGGACCAACGCUGCCCUCUCUUCGGACCUCAAUUCUCUCAUUUGUGGGUCUUCCCCAAACUUUUUUUUUAUGGAACCCAGGGCCUUUGCACUGAGAUACACUCCAGACUUUAUUUUCAUUUUCAUUUUUAAUUUAGAGAGAGGGUCCCUUUAGGUCACUAAGUUGGCCCUGCCUUGGAUGAAUUUGUGAUCCUCUUGCCUCAGCCUCCAAGAGUCAGACUUUGAAAGCUGCAAUCCCACUGGCACUGAGCCCAGAGCCGGAGCAUGGUUAAUAUUCUCAGACUACACAAAAUGCUCAGUUGCUUCAUUUAUAGGUAAUUUGUGCUUUGGAGUUAUAGAUUCGUUUAUUUAUGGCUGAUUGUCCACAUGCCUACCCUCACACACACACACACACACACACACACACACACUCCGGAGGUAGAUGUUCAGUUAGGGU